Messenger RNA from Python bivittatus (Burmese python), 4809 nucleotides. It is a transcript of the gene NID1, whose product is annotated as nidogen 1. NCBI's taxonomy places the organism in Eukaryota, Metazoa, Chordata, Lepidosauria, Squamata, Pythonidae. Gene Ontology annotation, cellular component: plasma membrane. Gene Ontology annotation, molecular function: calcium ion binding; Wnt receptor activity; Wnt-protein binding. The record is from RefSeq and is a predicted model, not a curated record. Gene Ontology annotation, biological process: canonical Wnt signaling pathway; cell-matrix adhesion.
CUUCGUAGCCCCGGCGGGGUUUAAAACUUGUAGUGUGUUCGGCCGCCUCGCCCUAGAGCUGACUCGAGAAGGAGCGGGAUCAUGGGCAGCCUGAGGGGGCUGAGUUUGUGGGCGCUGCUGGCACUGCUGGCGUCAGGGGGCUGCUCUCCGCGCGAGGGGUCCCUCUUCCCUUUCGGCUUGGAACGAGGCGACGAGGAGUUGGAACCCGGGGACGACGUGAGCUCGGCGCCUCUGCUGCUCGACACGCCGCUGCACUUCUAUGGCUCCCGCGUCUACUCCCUCUAUGUUCUUACAAACGGCAUCAUUGCAGUGAGUGAGCCAUCAAGAGAAGAAGACUAUCUUGGACAAUUUCCUCUUAGUUUUGGAGGUCUUGCUCCCUUUUAUGCUGACUUGGAUACUACGGGUGGACAUGGAAAUGUAUAUUACAGGGAAGAGUCAACCUCUGAGAUCCUCCAACUUGCUACCAAGUACAUCAAAAGGGGCUUUCCAAAUAUUGCCUUUGAUCCAAAGAGUGUUGUCAUUGUUACCUGGGAUUCUGUGGCUCCUUAUGCAGGAUCUAGUCAAGAUGCUACUUUACAAGUGAAGAGAAACACAUUCCAGGCUGUUUUAGCGUCUUCUGAUUCUAGUUCCUAUGCGGUUUUCCUUUAUCCAGAAGAUGGUUUGCAGUUCUAUAGUACGCAUUCCAAAAAUGAUAAUGCAGUUGUCCCAGCAAUUGUUGGCUUUAGUCAACCUUCUACAAAUUACUUCUUAUGGGUAAAAGCUGGAUCGUACAAUAUAAUUGCUAAUGAUGAAGAGAUCCUUAGGAAUCUGUGCAAGGGCAGCAAUUUGGGACAACCUGGAAUUUGGGCAUUUGAGAUUGGUGGCUCAGAUGAUAUUCUAUCAGCCAAAGGUACUCAGUCUCCUGCCAGUGUAGAAUACAGUGACUAUGAGCAAUUCCAGGAAGUGACCAUAGACCCUUCCAUUCUUCACCAAGAAGAUUCCAUUAAAAUAAGCCAGCCAGAAGUCUCCUAUGAUGUUUCUGACAGAGGAGAUAAUUUGAAGACUGGAUACAGCUUACCUCAGCCAGCAGUAGAAGAGGAUUUUCAGCUUCCAUACCAAACUUUUACUGAGCAGCCACCAGCUGAACUUCCACUCCCAACAGGAAAAAAUCCACCUCUCCAGUUUCCAGUCCACCAAUUUCCCAACCAGCAUGCACAGAUUAUUGAAGUAGAAGAAGAUGAUGAAACUGGAAUUGUGUUCCGUUACAAUACAGAUGUCCAGCAAAGCUGUGCAAACAACCGCCAUCAGUGUUCAGUUCAUGCUGUUUGCAAAGACUACCCAAAUGGCUUUUGUUGCAGUUGUAUUGUUGGCUACAAAGGGAAUGGCAGGCAAUGUGUAGCUGAAGGUUCUCCUCAGCGAGUCAACGGAAAAGUCAAAGGACGAAUCUUUGUGGGAAACAAUCCAGUACCAGUUGUAUUUGAGAACACUGACCUUCACUCUUACGUUGUGAUGAACCAUGGGCGUGCAUACACGGCCAUUAGCACAAUUCCAGAAAGUUUGGGUUUCUCCUUGCUUCCUCUUGCAUCCAUUGGUGGGAUCAUUGGAUGGAUGUUUGCCGUGGAGCAGGAAGGUUACCAAAAUGGAUUCAGUGUUACUGGUGGUGAGUUUACAAGGCAAGCAGAAGUUACAUUCCUCAGCAACAAUGAAAAGCUGAUCAUUAAGCAGAAGUUCAGUGGGAUUGAUGAACAUGGGCAUCUUACAAUCAGCACAGAACUUGAAGGCAAAGUGCCUGAGAUCCCAUUUGGCUCAUCUGUACAUAUAGAACCCUACACUGAGCUCUAUCACUCUUCUAGUUCUGUUAUCACAUCAUCAUCUACCAGAGAAUAUACUGUGACAGAACCAGAAAGAAAUGGAGUAUCACCAACAUAUACAGUUUCUUAUCAGUGGCGACAGACAAUUUCAUUUGAUGAGUGCAUCCAUGAUGAUUCACAUCAUUCUGCUUCAGCCACUCAGCAGCUAUCAGUGGACAGCGUCUUUGUCUUAUACAAUAAAGAGGAACAGAUUUUGCGAUAUGCAAUGAGCAAUUCAAUUGGCCCAGUUGAUGGUUCGAGUGAUAUAAGCUACAAUCCUUGUUACAUAGGCACUCAUGGCUGUGAUAUUAAUGCAGUUUGUCGUCCAGGAACGGGCAGUCAAUUUACCUGUGAAUGCUCAGUGGGUUUCCAGGGAGAUGGACGUACAUGUUAUGAUGUAGAUGAAUGCCUGGAGCAGCCAACAGUGUGUGGCAGCAAUGCUGUGUGUAUUAAUCAGCCGGGAACUUUUCGAUGUGAAUGUCUAGAGGGUUAUCAGUUUUCAGCUGAUGGGCGAACAUGUGUGGCUGUUGAUCGUGUUGUGAAUCAUUGUUUAGCGGGUACACACACAUGUGAUAUCCCUCAACGUGCCCGCUGCAUCUACUCUGGUGGAUCUUCUUACAUCUGUGCGUGUAUUCCAGGGUUUUCUGGAGAUGGACGUUCCUGCGUGGAUGUAGAUGAAUGUCAGCCUAGCCACUGCCAUCCAGAUGCUGUUUGCUAUAACACCCCAGGGUCCUUCAGCUGCCAGUGCAAAGCAGGUUAUCAUGGAGAUGGCUUCCAAUGUGCAUCAGGAGAAAUAGAGAAGACUAAAUGCCAAAGAGAACAGGAACAAAUUCUGGUGUUGGGUCCAAGAGGACCUAGGCCAAUUGGCCAGUUUAUUCCUCAGUGUGAUAUCUAUGGGAAUUAUUUGCCAACCCAGUGCCACCCUAGCACUGGCUACUGCUGGUGUGUGGACAGAGAUGGUAAUGAGGUGGAUGGUACCAGAAGUGGCCCAGGAAUCCAACCUCCAUGUCUGGGCACAGUUGCUCCUCCUGUUACAAUUGGACCCUCCGUAAAACCAGGUACAAUUUCCCUGCCUCCAGGAAGCCACUUACUCAUUGCUCAGAGUGGGAAGAUUGACCAUGUCCCUCUGGAGGGGAAUGUUAUGAAGAAAUCAGAUGCAAAAGCUUUGCUGUAUGUGCCAGAUAAAGUUGUUAUUGGGGUUGCUUAUGACUGCUUGGAGAAGAUGGUUUAUUGGACAGAUAUCAGCAGCCCAUCCAUCAGUAGAGCAAGCCUUGGUGGAGGAGAGCCAGCAUCCAUCAUAAAGACAGAUUUGGAAAGUCCUGAAGGAAUAGCACUGGAUCACCUUGGCCGUACUAUCUUCUGGACUGAUUCUCAGCUUGACAGAAUAGAGGUAGCCAAAGUAGAUGGCAGCCAUCGACGUAUAUUGUUUGACACUGAGCUGGUGAAUCCUCGAGCCAUUGUUGCAGAUCCUGUGAGAGGAAAUCUUUACUGGACAGACUGGAACAGAGAAGCUCCUAAAAUUGAAGCUUCAUAUAUGGAUGGUACAAAUAGAAGAAUUCUCGUUAAGGAUGAUUUGGGACUGCCAAAUGGGCUGACAUUUGACACCUAUUCUUCGUUGUUGUGCUGGGUAGAUGCAGGGACCAAAAGGGUAGAAUGUAUGGAUCCCAACCAGCAUAAUCGUCGAAAGGUCCUUGAAGGAAUUCAGUAUCCUUUUAGCAUUACAAGCUAUGGAAAGAAUUUAUUUUACACUGACUGGAGAAGAGAUGCUGUGGUAGCAGUGGAUCGCACAAUCUUAGAAGAGAACGAUAACUUUCAACCCUACAAGCGCACUCGUCUUUAUGGAAUAACGACAGCCUUGGCUCAGUGUCCAACAGGGCACAACUACUGUUCCGUGAAUAAUGGAGGCUGCACUCAUCUAUGUCUGGCUACCCCAGGAGGCCGUUCUUGCCGAUGCCCAGAUAAUACCAUUGGAGUGGAUUGUCUAGAAAGGAACUGAGAACUGUAGCUGCCACCUUGGGGAAAUAUACUGCCACUAAGUAAACGGCAAGUUUCCUUAAGAUAAUGGAAAGAUCCUUAAGGUAAUGAUUGCUCUUUCCCUUGGAGCUGGAAGCCCACAUGUAAUCGAAUAUUGGCACUUCUCUGCAGCCAUUUAUUGUACAUUCCUUUUUUAAAAAACAAAACAAAAGAACACAAAGUGUAACAGCCACCUGUAACUGUGCCAGUUAAAUAAAACCUCUAAAAUCAUUUAUUGUAUGAAUUAUAGUAUUGGGGUGUUAGAAAGCGUAAGAGAAUCAGAUAUUAAACAUCCAUGUUUAUUUAGUAUGGAAUCAUAUUUUGACAAUUCAUGGAUAACUUAUGACUAGUGCAGCUGAAUGCUGGGCAGUAAAACCCCAAGAAGGAAUUUAAUGACAUGACUUGAAACCCAAAUGUAGGAGUUUAUUUGUAAUGAUAAUCAGCUGCCUAAGCCAAAGAGAAUCUCUUGCUUUUAUCUCAAAUAUCUUAAGUAGUACAAUCGCUAUUCCACAAAACUCUUGAGAAUACAAAUAAUAUCGGAUGCUCUGUUAAGAAGGAUUAAAGCAGCAUGAUAUUAAAAACUGAUGGUUUCUCUGUACAGUUGUCUUAAAGCUAUCUUUUCCCCAACUUUUUCCUGGAUUUUCCAGAAAUUUAUUGGGGAAGCAAAAGGAUAUAUAUGAGUCAUUGGCCAUUUGUAUAGGUCCAGUUCCUCUAGUUUCAGUAGAAGGGUAGCCUUUAGUAAACUAUUGCAGAAUCACUUUUCUCUUUGGUACGGCCCUGUGGAUGUCUGUAUUGAACAGUAAAAGUGUGAGCAGUGGAAAAAUUAUUUUCAGAUGAAAACUGUCAAAUAUUAAUUUUUAUAUCCUUUUCUUCUAGUACAGGUAGUCCUCAUUUAGCAAUUGCAUUGGAUAGUAACUGUUCACAAAUACCACAGUAAUAAAUGGUAAUAAAAAAUUCAUUUUCCCAC